CUAGUACGUACACCUUCGUUAAUCAUACAUUUAUACUCACACAAAUGAUUCACUAAUUUCUUCCUCCAAUCCAUCUAAUAUAUAUAGACUAAGCACAAGACGCUGUUUUUUAAGCACGUACGUAGUCUUGAUAGGUAGCUAGCUAGCCAUGGAAAGAGCUAGUUCGCUUCUACAAGCUCCAACUUACGGUAACUUAGUUACUAUUCUUAGCAUCGAUGGAGGCGGAGUCCGAGGGCUGAUUCCGGGAACCAUUCUAGCCUUCUUAGAAGAUCAGCUUCAGAAAUUGGAUGGAGAGGAUGCGAGGCUAGCGGAUUACUUCGACGUGAUGGCAGGAACCAGCACAGGUGGUCUAGUGACAGCCAUGCUUGCAGCACCAAACGAAAACAACCGCCCUUUGUUUGCUGCCAAAGACAUUAAGCAAUUCUACUUAGACCAUUGCCCUGGAAUUUUCCCUCAAGAGAAGUCUAUCUUUGGUCAUGCAAGGGAUAUAAUGAAGUCGCUGGAAGGACCCAAAUACGAUGGGAAGUAUUUACAUGAAAUUGCCAAGGAGAAGUUGGGAAAUACAAAGCUACAUCAGACUUUAACUAACAUUGUUGUCCCAACAUUUGACAUUAAGCAAAUGCAGCCGAUUGUCUUCUCCAGCUAUGAGGUAAAAAGGACGCCAAGUCUAGAUGCCUUACUCUCGGAUAUAUGCAUAGGAACUUCAGCUGCACCAACUUACCUCCCACCCCAUCACUUCCACACCCAAGGACCGAAUGGAGAAGUCCGAGAAUUCAACCUUAUCGAUGGUGGUGUAGCUGCCAACAAUCCGGCAUUGGCCGCGAUAAAUGAAGUAUCUAAUGAGAUACAUAGUGGAAGCCCGGAUUUCUUUCCUAUAAAACCAUCAGAUUAUCAUAGAUAUCUAGUACUGUCCUUAGGUACAGGAACAACCAAAUGUGAAGAGAAGUAUGAUGCAGAAACUGCAGCAAAUUGGGGUGUCUUAGGGUGGCUUACCUGCGGUGGAUCCUCUCCUUUGAUCGAUGUGUUCAUGCAAGCUAGUGCUGAUAUGGUGGAUUUUCAUCUUUCCACUGUUUUUAAGGCCCUUCAUAGUGACAAAAAUUACAUUAGAAUCCAGGAUGAUACAUUAACCGGAGAUUUAGCAUCGGUUGAUAUUUCAACGGAGGAAAACUUGGUCAAUCUAGUAAGCAUUGGUGAAGAAUUGCUUAAAAAACCAAUUUCAAAGGUUAAUUUAGCCACUGGUUUCUGUGAGCCAACCAGUCAACAUACAAAUGAAGAAAUACUCCAGAGGUUAGCAGAGAUACUUUCGAAGGAGAGGCGGCUACGUUACAUAAGAUCACCUCAAGGGCAAGGACGCGUUCAUUACUGGCGAACCCAUACUGAGCAAGCAGGAACUAAUGAACCAGCUAGCUAGCUAGUGAAUGUUCUGAUGGUGCAGUGACCACUUGCCAGCCUUUUUUUUUUUUUUUUUUUUUUUUUUUUUUUUGACAAACUUGCCCGCCUCUUGUUUCUUCAAUAUUGUUUAUUUCCUUUUUAACACUCAAAAAAGGAAUAUGAAUACAUAUUACUUUUCUUA
Molecule: messenger RNA, 1573 nt
Organism: Chenopodium quinoa (quinoa)
Lineage: Eukaryota; Viridiplantae; Streptophyta; Magnoliopsida; Caryophyllales; Amaranthaceae
Product: patatin-like protein 2
Exons: 7
Coding region: 149-1411 (420 amino acids)
Biological process (GO): lipid metabolic process
Molecular function (GO): glycerophospholipase activity; monoacylglycerol lipase activity
Source: RefSeq, a predicted model, not a curated record